Messenger RNA from Durusdinium trenchii, 780 nucleotides. The record is from the annotation of a GenBank genome assembly. Lineage: Eukaryota; Dinophyceae; Suessiales; Symbiodiniaceae.
AUGUUCCAUAUUGUACUGCUGGGCUGGCAGCUGGCAUCAGCCUUUGAAGUGUUGGAUGUGGCACCACCGCGAACUGGCACACAGUCACUCCGUGCAGCUCUAGAUAUUUUGGGCUAUAAGACGCUUCAUUCUGGCUCGGAGACUUGGAGCCGUAAACCCUGGUGCCAAUACCUCUUCCGCAACGGUACCUUGGAGGCUGCCCUGCCAAUACUGGAUGAAUACGAUGCAGCCAUGGAUGAGCCCUUUCACUUGCUGUACCAAGAGGUGAUGGCUGCGUUUCCAGAAUCCAAGUUCGUUUACACGCUCAGGGACCCCGACUCCUGGUUCGCGUCCUACGACCAGCUCUUGUCAGGACUGCAUGGCCGACAAGCUACGGUGGGAAAGCUGCUUAGAGGUGUGAAGAGACAUCUCCAUAUUCCCUUGGGUGAAUUGGAUCCUGAUCGCCGAAUGACUGCUGAAGAAGAGAAUGAUGAGGAUUUGAAUCAGGAGUGCCUGCAGAGUCACUACUGGGGCUGCCGCUUUGGCGUACCUGACACAGAGGACUCGAAGCAACAGUGUAUCGAAUCCUAUUGGAGCCAUCUCCGGAAUCUGACGGUGGCGAUUCCCAAAGAUCGACUGUUGAUGUUCAAUAUGAGUGAUGGAUGGGCUCCUCUCUGUAACUUCUUGGGGAAACCCAUCCCAAAACUGCCAUUCCCAUAUGUCGACCACAUGAUGGACGAUUUGAAGCCUUGGACCUCGCUGGUGCAGAAGUCUGCCAAGAAGCGACCGGAGGAACUUUGA